Molecule: messenger RNA, 1549 nt
Organism: Blepharisma stoltei
Lineage: Eukaryota; Ciliophora; Heterotrichea; Heterotrichida; Blepharismidae
Source: the annotation of a GenBank genome assembly
AUGUCAGCUAUCGAUAACUAUCGAAUCUUAGGCCAUUUGGGUCACGGUACUUAUGGCCAGGUUAAGCGUAAAAUCUAAAUAGUUGCCGAGCAUCUUUCGAGUUCCACAAACGUCGCUAUCAAGGUCCUCAAGAAGCGAGCCAUCCUCGAGAAAAAUAUGGUCUCCAAGGUAAAACGGGAAAUUCAAGUACUCAAGUUGUUCCAUCAUCCUCAUAUAAUCCGACUCUAUGAAGUGAUAGAAACUCCAAAAAGCCUUGUCCUAGUUCUCGAGUAUCUCCCAGGAGGUGAGCUUUACAAUUUGAUAGAUCGGUAUGGGAAACUCCAUGAAGAGCAGGCACGCAACUAUAUUCAGCAGAUCCUUUCUGGACUUGCUUAUUGUCACUCUCACAGAGUGGCCCACAGAGAUAUAAAGCCAGAAAACCUCCUGCUUGAUAUUCAUGGAAACGUUAAAAUAGCUGACUUUGGACUGGCAAACCUGAUGCCUGACGGGAAUUUCUUGAAAACGUCCUGUGGAACACCCAAUUAUGUUGCGCCUGAAGUCAUUUCGGGGUAUCGGUAUUGUGGACCUGAAGCCGAUGUCUGGAGUACUGGCGUUGUCUUGUUUGCCUUGUUGGCAGGGAGUUUGCCGUUUGAUGAUGUGUCUAUCCCUGCGCUGUUCACAAAGAUUAAGAGUGGGAACUUCGUGAUGCCUUAUCAUUUUUCAGAGCCUGUGAAAGACUUGAUUAUGAGGAUGCUGAACCCAGACCCAAUUGCUAGAAUAACUAUACAACAGAUACAAAGCCACCCGUGGCUGACUCAUAAGGUGCCAAAACACCUCAGUUCAAAUGUGUACAUUAAAAGAAAAUAAUCUGUCAGGCAUAUUCAUAUAGGAUUUUUUUAUAUAUAAAUAUGAGUAUUUCAUAUAGAAAAUAGGAUUUAAGCUAAUUUUUAAACAUUUUUAAUUCCUAAUUGCAGCUUAUAAAAUUUCAGAACCACUUAUAGAUGAAGAAAUCCUCCAACAAGCCCUGGUCCUAACUCGCAAACAAGGGAUGGACAAGAAAUUUGCCCGCGACAGAAUUUUGAAGCGAAAAAGUGACAGCAUCGUUGUAUGCUACGAAAUUUUGUUAGACCAAAAGCUAUCAGGUAGUACCUCAAAGUAUAAUAUUACUGCUAAUCAUACCCCUCUAUUUAAACAAGAGCCGUGCGAAGUUUCCACUGCUGAGUUGUCCACGAUCGCAUCGUCAAGGUGCGACUCCUCCGAGAUCGUGCCAGCAGUUGAGGAUCCGAAUAACUGGGCGUUUGGGAUAAAAUCAACCCUUGCACCUUCUCAGUUUUUGUUGAACCUCCAAUUAGCGCUUCGUGAUGCUGGCCUGGAGUGAAAGUCCACAUCAGCCUUUAGUCUGAAUGUCAAGUCAGUUGAUGCUAGGAAAGACCUGAAAAUGCGAGCAGACAUUUACAGGCACGAGGGGUCGUUUGUUGUAGAUUUCAAACUUAGGAAUGGAGUAGUCAUGAUAUUCCUUGACGUUAUCCAGCAAGUCUAUAGUCAGUUGAAAGGGCUUGCUUGCAAAUAA